AUGUUUAUGCUGUCCGAGAUUGAGGAUACAAUUCAUGUCGAGCCGAAACAGUUUGCGAUGCCAAGUGCCGAUGCUUUGGUAGACCAAAUCAAAGCCAAAUAUGCCAAUAGGAUUUUACAGGAUGUGGGCCUGUGCAUCUGUGUAAAUGAUAUUUUGGAUGCGAGCGAAGGCCGUGUGCGGUGGGGUGAUGGGUUUUUGUACUAUACAGUGCGCUUCCGUCUAGUAAUCUUUCGGCCAUUCACCAACGAGGUGCUUGUGGGGCGCAUCAGCUCGUCAAGCAGCGAGUCUAUACGAGUUACUAUGGGAUUUUUCGACGAUAUCUAUAUUCCGCCGCACUUGCUGCCAUACCCUGCAGCCUUCGACUACCAGGAACAAGCGUGGUUUUGGCUGCUCGACCCUGCAUCUGAAGCACACAAAGCAGAUCCGUUACUCUCGGCGCCAGACGAGCGCAUGUACUUGGACAUGGGCGACACAAUACGGUUCGCCAUCGAGUCGGAUAGCUUUGUGGACGUCGAGCCUGGCCCAGCGGCCGCGGAAGGGAAACCUACGGCGACACACAGCGCAGCAGGGGCGCAGAACAGGUUCCCGUAG
This is a messenger RNA of Malassezia vespertilionis, 591 nucleotides long. RefSeq names its product DNA-directed RNA polymerase III complex subunit Rpc25 (gene rpc25). Gene Ontology annotation, cellular component: RNA polymerase III complex. Gene Ontology annotation, biological process: transcription initiation at RNA polymerase III promoter; DNA-templated transcription. Bases 1 to 591 code for a protein of 196 amino acids. NCBI's taxonomy places the organism in Eukaryota, Fungi, Basidiomycota, Malasseziomycetes, Malasseziales, Malasseziaceae. The record is from RefSeq and is a predicted model, not a curated record. The transcript is spliced from 7 exons.